Messenger RNA from Cajanus cajan (pigeon pea), 1055 nucleotides. Its product is annotated as putative germin-like protein 9-2. Gene Ontology annotation, molecular function: manganese ion binding. Lineage: Eukaryota; Viridiplantae; Streptophyta; Magnoliopsida; Fabales; Fabaceae. The record is from RefSeq and is a predicted model, not a curated record.
AAGCCAGAAAUUGUUCGUCUCAAACUAAUUAAGAACCACCCAAAACCAGAAUCAUCAACCUUCUUUCUCUGCUUCAGCUAAUCAAACCAUGACACUGAAUUCCAUAAUAUAUAUUCUCUUUCACUUGUUAGUGCCUGCCUUGGAUACCUUCAGCAACACUCUAGCAGUGGCAGGUGAUCCAGAUAUCAUAUAUGACUUUGCUUCACCACAGAACUACAGUGUCAAUGGAAGCUUUUUUACUUACACUGAUUUAAGAGGAGUUCUAGAUCAAAUUCCACUAUCUUUCAAGGCCACAAAAGUUACCUUGGUAGAAUUUCCUGCUCUUAAUGGACAAAGUAUAUCAUAUGCAAUAUUUCAGUACCCUGGUGGUAGCAUCAACCCUCCUCAUAUCCACCCUCGUGCAGCUGAGCUUCUGUUCCUUGUAAGUGGUUCCUUGCAAGUAGGAUUUGUUGACACUAAACGCACACUUUACACUCAAAACCUCAAACCAGGUGAUGUGUUCAUAUUUCCUAAAGGUUUGAUACAUUAUCAGUAUAAUCCACAAUCAGUUUCAGCCACUGCUAUAUCUGCUUUUGGAAGUGCAAAUGCAGGAACAGUUUCAAUACCCCUUUCAAUCUUUAGUACAGGAAUUGAUGAUGUAAUCCUUGCCAAGGCUUUCAAGACUGAUACUUAUACAGUGAAGAAGAUAAGAUCAGGCCUAAACAAAUCGUAGAAUGGCAAGCUAAGCUUUCAUGUACCGCUUCCAUCCAGUCUCUUAAUAGAGUUCUUGUAGCUACGAGCUUCUACAUAUGUGAACAUGAGCAAGAAAUCUUAUUAGUAAAAGCCUCCAUGUAUUCAUUUUUAUACUUAUUUUAUUAUGAAUGUUAUUUUGUAUUAUUUUCUAAAAUAUUGGUGAACAUGUGCACCAACUGAUAUAUAAUUGUUUUAGUUUAAUCAGUAGCUUCUGAGUUUUAAGUAUUCAAUGUAUUAAAAACUCAAAUAGAGAGUUUGUCAACAAUAGUAAUUUUACAUUGGUCAAAUAGGAUUACCUUCCGUAUAGGAUAAAAGAAAAUAUA